This is a messenger RNA of Acanthopagrus latus (yellowfin seabream), 2832 nucleotides long. RefSeq names its product solute carrier family 26 member 10 (gene slc26a10). Bases 163 to 2238 code for a protein of 691 amino acids. NCBI's taxonomy places the organism in Eukaryota, Metazoa, Chordata, Actinopteri, Spariformes, Sparidae. Gene Ontology annotation, molecular function: sulfate transmembrane transporter activity; bicarbonate transmembrane transporter activity; chloride transmembrane transporter activity. The record is from RefSeq and is a predicted model, not a curated record. Gene Ontology annotation, cellular component: membrane. The transcript has 18 exons. Gene Ontology annotation, biological process: transmembrane transport.
GAAAAAAAGUUGAGCCAUGUCAUUGGCUGAGGGGGCAUCUGACAGGAAAAUGCAAUGGCUCAAGAGGUCAGGGCAGAGUCUGCUAUAAAUGUAAUUGCAACAGACAACACCUUUACUGACUCCAGAGCAGCUGGUGCACAGUGAGCUCUCACCAGAGGCAUCAUGAGCGCUUCUGUGGCCGUGUACCGGAACAUUUACACCGAGGACCGCUUCAAGCAGGCCUACGGCUCCGAGCAGGACGGCAGCGGAGGCUCGCGGCUCCGGGAGAGGCUCGCCGGGAGGUGCAGGUGUUCGAGGCGAGCUUGCCUUCACCUGCUGAGGCAGAGGGUGCCCAUCUUCAGCUGGCUGCCCAGAUACAGACCGAAGAAAUGGAUUUUAGGAGACACCAUCGCGGGACUGACAGUGGGGAUUCUUCACAUCCCGCAGGGCAUGGCCUUUGCUUUACUCACAUCCGUGGCACCAAUAUUUGGCCUUUACACGUCCUUCUUCCCUGUGGUCCUCUAUAUGUUUUUUGGCACAGGUCGACACGUGUCCACAGGUACCUUUGCUGUGGUGAGUCUGAUGACGGGCUCUGUGGUGGAGCAGCUGGUUCCCACUCCUCUGGAGAUGAACUCCAGUUUGUCUGCUGUGGCAGAGUUUGAGGCCCAGAGGAUUGGAGUGGCCUCAGCCGUAGCGCUUCUCUCAGGAAUUAUUAUGAUCUGCAUGUUCGGUCUUCAGCUGGGCUUCCUCUCCACCUAUCUGUCGGAGCCAAUUGUGAAGGCUUUCACCAGUGCUGCUGCCUUCCAUGUUACCGUCUCGCAGCUGCAAAGCAUGCUGGGGCUGCGGCUCCCCCGCCACACUGGGACCUUCUCCCUCUUCAAGACUCUAGCGUCGGUGAUUGAGAACCUGCCUCACACCAACGUGGCCGAGCUGCUGAUCUCCUUGGUGUGUCUGGCUGUCCUGGUGCCAGUGAAAGAAAUCAACAUGCGUUACCGGCAGCGCCUGCGGACACCUAUCCCUGUGGAGAUCCUCACGGUGAUCAUCGCCACAGGGGUGGCGUACGCCUUCUCGCUGGAUUCUGCUUACAAAGUUGAGAUAGUUGGCCACAUCCCAGCUGGAUUUCCGAGGCCACAGAUGCCUGCCUUGCACACAUUCCCUGAAAUCGCAGGAGACACAGUGGCCAUCACGUUUGUUGGUUACGCUGUGUCGGUCUCACUGGCGAUGAUCUACGCUGACAAACAUGGCUACUCCAUACAUCCCAACCAGGAGCUGCUGGCUCACGGCGUCUCCAACACAGUGUCCUCUUUCUUCACCUGCUUCCCCAGCUCAGCCACUCUGGCCACCACUAACAUACUGGAGAGUGCUGGAGGACACACGCAGCUCUCCGGCCUGUUCACCAGUCUCGUGGUUCUGAUCGUCCUGCUGCUGAUUGGACCAUUGUUCUACUUCCUACCAAAGGCAGCACUGGCAUGCAUCAACGUCACCAGCCUCAGGCAGAUGUUCUUGCAGUUCCAGGACUUACCUGAGCUGUGGAGAAUCAGCAAGAUGGACUUUAUGGUCUGGGUGGUGACCUGGCUGUCUGUAGUGGUUCUUAACGUGGACCUUGGCCUCGCCAUCGGGGUGGUGUUCUCUAUGAUGACCGUCAUCUGUCGCACACAAAGGGCUGGUUGUUCCGUGCUCGGUCGUGCCAGCAACACAGAAAUAUACAGACCUCUGGAGAACCACAGCAAGUGCUACGAGGUGCCUGGAGUGAAGAUCCUGACUUACAACGGGCCUAUUUAUUAUGGCAACCGCAACUUCUUCAGGGAAGAGAUGAGCAGCCUGCUGGGCCUGACGCCAGAGAAGAUCCGCAGCCGGGAGAAGGCCAGGAAAGCCCUGGAGAAACGGGAGAGAGAGGCCACCGUCAACACUGUGGAGAGAGGCAUUGCAAACACAUCGUUUUCUUCUGAAAAUGAGUUCUUUAAAUCUGAAACAUCUGAGAGUGACGUUCAGGCAGUGUUAAUCGACUGCAGCAGCGUGAUAUUUGUUGACGUUGCUGGAGCGCGACUCUUCACACAGAUGUGUACCGAAUGCCAGAAAGCUGGAGUUCACGUGUAUCUGGCAAACUGCAACGAGAGCGUCCUGAAGAUCCUCACGUCGAGCGGUCUAAUGACCUACAUGAACCCUCAACAUAUCUUUGUCACCGUGCAUGAUGCCGUGACGUACAUUCAACAGCAGAAGGAAAAACCUCCAGAGAGCACCACGACUGUUUGGGUGUGAGGCAGGAGGAUGGUGAUGUAUCAAGCUCCCAUCAGCCAAGUGUGCGGCACUGAAAUGUCGGCGGGGCAUUGGGACAUUGGACCGCGUCUGUCAGCUGUCCAGCAGCGCUCCAGCAGUCGGUCGAGACUCCCUGAUGCAGUAGCCUGUUGUAGCACCAUGACAUGAAUUAUAAUAGUCAAUACAUUACAGUGUUAUCAGUUUCCCCCCACAGCAGACAAUCCCAUUAUACAAAUAUAAUGUAAAACAUAUGUCUUUUCAUUACUUAUGACUAUAAAGCUGUAUGUGACAGGUAUUAUUUUGUUUAAUAGUUGUCAUGUAUGCUGGAAUAUUACCAUAGUAAUAUUUAUUUAGUUUUUGUUUGUUGUCUGCAAUACAGGUAACUAUAAAGUGCACUGAAAAAAACUUUGUAUAUUUAUAUAUUUUGAAAUACGUGUUUGAAUAUGCAACUGUGUACAGUAAAUGCCCACCUGCCUUUUAAAAUGUUUUGUCUUUUAGCUCCAGAGAGACUGCACAUGAUGUCUUGUGAGUGUGUGUUGUGUGUGUCAGCAGCUGUGCCAUCCAGCGGCUGUCUUUGACAACAAAUGCGUCUCCUAA